This is a messenger RNA of Rhipicephalus sanguineus (brown dog tick), 4306 nucleotides long. Its product is annotated as gem-associated protein 5. The record is from RefSeq and is a predicted model, not a curated record. Gene Ontology annotation, molecular function: protein binding. Bases 64 to 4242 code for a protein of 1392 amino acids. The transcript has a single exon. Lineage: Eukaryota; Metazoa; Arthropoda; Arachnida; Ixodida; Ixodidae.
CGAGCGUCGGAAAAAGGGAAAUGUUAGUGAAAACGUAACAGUGUCGUUGCGACUGUAAACGUGAUGGAUCAGGCUGCCGGGACAAUGGUGUGCUUGCCCCCAGCACCGAAUUGGUACAAACCACUUGCAACGGGGGGCUGCGACACCGGUUUCUACUGCUACGCGGCCAGACACACCGUCGUCGUGCUCGAUGCCAGGAGUGGUGCACCCGUGUUGAGAGAAUAUCUGACGGUGGCAGCGCCGAGCACGGAAACUGUCGCUUCCGUCGCGUUCUGCCGCAGCGAACGCACCGAUCCCGACGAGGUGCCCGCGUUGCUGACCGCCACCAGCGAGGGCGUGGUACAGGUGUGGGACGUGAAAGCGCGAACAGUCAAGCACACCGUGUCGUCACAGUCGUCCGCGUGCUGCGCCGACUGGAGAGGUAACCUGUCCACAUCCGUGGUUUUCAGCGGCAAAGGUAGCACGUUGCUCAAGUGGAACCUCGUCACUGGCGCCGUUGCGCCGGCGGGCGGCCGAUCGCAGGAGAAAGAGAUAACCAUUCUGCGCUCUCAUCCGACUGAUCCAGACGUCGUCGCUGUCGGUUACUACAGCGGCACCAUCGUCGUCCAAGGACUGAAGAACGGAAGCAAUGAUCUUUACAAACUGAAGGGACACAACCUUAUGGUGCUUUCGUUAUCUUGGAACGUCCACGGCGAAGAUUCCUCGCUCCAGCCGCUUCGCCUGUGUUCGACAGCGUUCGAUCGCACCCUGAAGGUCUGGGAUGUGGCUGGAGAGAAGCUCUUGACGUCGCUCAAAGUCCCACUAUCUAAAAAAGGCAAAAGUGUAGACAUUCGGGACAAAUGGAUAGUUGCCUGCUGGAUUCCGGGCGGCGAGAAGAUUGUUGCCUCAUCGGUCGCUGGAUAUAUGUGCAUUUGUGACCCCAACGCAGCGGCAGCAACUGAAUGGGAUUUUCUUGACUGGGAUGCAGACUCUGGAGGACACACAGCGGCAGUGUACAAUGUGUGCAUCGUUGGGGAUGCCGCCAAAGGAACGAAGAUGUACGCAGUGUCUGCGUCGGAAGACAGAAAUAUUGUCUUUUGGGAUCUGGCGACCAAGAAGUCUGCGUACUGCAUUCCGUGCGUCGGGGGUUUUGUCUACUCCCUCGCGUUUUCACCCUUUGCCUGCGCCACACUGGCUGUUGGUUCGGGCGAUGGUAGCGUCAAGGUUUGGCGGACUGACUGCGUCGCAAACCCCUACAGUGCCAAGGUGCUUACUGUGGGAAAGAAAGACAGAGUCCGCACAGUCGCUUGGCACCCCAGAAAGGAAGCCAUCCUGGCACUGGGUACCGAAGAAGGAAAAGUCUGCGUGGCAGAUGUCAAUACGCGUCAGGUCACAGUGUCGAAAGCCUUUCACAAGGAUACAACUUACGUUGUUUGCUGGGCUAACCUUGUCCUCAGCGAGGGAGCAUCCCCCGAGACGUGUUUGCUCUCAUGUGAUUCCAGCAGGGUUAAAAUUCACAGGCUUUCCAAGCUUGACAAAGAUGCUGCAGAUAUUGAGAGCAUUCUGUUUAACCCCACCCAAAAAAAGACAUCUACCAAACGUGUGUGUGUAGCUUUCAACCAGGAGCUUAGCAUCUUGACACUGUCCCUAUCUGAUGGACCUGUAGAGCUUUUCCAGAGUUAUGGAGGCCCACUCUUAAAGAAAGUUGCCAAUAUUGAAGUACAAAGAAAGCCGGCGGAUUGCCUUGCAUGGCAUCCAGCUAAGGCACCAUUUUCUGACUGUAACAGCCGCUUAAUGUACUGGCUCGCCUUUUCAUCCACCGAUGGCAAAAUAUCCGUCUUUGACUUAAGCCGACUCGAAAAACCCAACCCCAACGUUCACCGAAUUCUCCAGCCCACUCUGCAGUUUUCGGGACAGAGUAGCAAAAUCGUGUCGCUUGCGUGGAGCCCGUUUAGAGAAAAUAUGCUGGCAUCUGCUUCGUUUGAUCAAACGGUACAGGUUUGGGAUGUGGACAAAGCCCAACUCGUUGCAACGUAUCAAGGCCACACGAGACGUUUGUUCAGCGUUUGCUGGAGCCCUGUCGACUCGGACAUUCUUUUCAGUGGUGGGGAAGACAACAUUGUCAGAUGUUGGAAGCUUUCUGAGCAGCCUGUAAAGCCUCAGAAAGUCUCAAAAACCAAGAUGGAUGACGGAAACAGCAGCAUUGCAAAGGCUAAUGACCAGGCCAACAGUGGAGGUGAAGUGUGCGUCAAUGGUGAUAUUGCCACUAAAGGACUUAUUAGUGCUAUGGAGACGGCUGGUGCACAGAGCCAAACCUCUGCUGGCACAGUUCCUGCAAAGUCUUCAGGCAAGGCUUCUUCAGUGAGCGGAUCAAAAAAGAAGUCAAAGACCAUGAAGUCGUACUUUCCAUGUUUUUCUCAGCUUGAGAAUCUGCCCAAAGAAAAUCGCUCGGACGACGCUCAGUAUCUAGCUGACGUAUUGGCGAAGCGCAAAGAAGGUCCCAUUGAACUUGACUCUGAGCACAGUCACCUGGGUAUGUACACUGGUGCUUCAGGUGCACUGUCCGUUCUGGACAAGGAGGUUCGGCACCACAAGCAGGAGCACAACCUCGACUACGCAUUUCAGAUGAUGGCUUGGAAAGGGGACCUCGCCACGGCUCUGCGAGAGGCAGCAGCGGAGCGGCGCCUCACCGACAGCCUGGUAGCCCAAGCACCUUCGUUGUCCAGAAGUGUAUGGUUUGAAAUGUGUGAGCGAUAUGCUGCCCAGCUAGCUAGUGAAGGAGAACACCACCGUGCUGUGCUUUACUACCUGGCCUGCCACAAGGUGGAAGAAGCGGUGAACCUCCUUUGCGAAAACAGUCUGCACCGUGAAGCCCUCGUUAUUGCUAGGGCACACCUUCCGGAAGACGAUCCUCUAGUUGAGAAGAUAUACGUAUCAUGGGCUGAGAGAGCAGUGGGAGUUGGCAACUUUGAGCAGGCUGCCAAGUGUUACCUUGCCAUCGGGGAUGCUGGCAAAGCGGUUGCUUCACUGAUGAACAGGAGAAACCCCCAUUCUCUCAGAUCGGCUGCCUACAUAGCAAGAAAGACUGGCCUGUUAGCGGAGAUGGAAGUCACUUUUCAGGCAGCACUGCAGUCUUCACUGAUCAACAAUGAAUGGGACCAAGCAGUUCGUUUUGUUGAACAGCAGGAAAGGAGCCGGGCAUUUACAACUUUUAUUCACUUGCAUAAAGCCCUAAUUGAGGCUAUAGAUCAAAUUAGUCGAGAAAAAGGGGACACUGUCGAGGCAGAAGACGGCACUUGCAGAGUAUUGUGGAGCAGUCGCAAGAACACUGCAGCCACUUUCCUGUCCUCCAUAGUGAGAGCCUAUGAAAGCAAUGGAUACCGUCCGUUAGCUGGCACACUGGGCUUUACAGAGCUAAGUGAGCUGCUUGGUUACGGAGAGCACGCAACAAAGACGGUACUUUUGCAUGAGACAAAGGAGCAUGUCUUGUUCCAUGUGGCUGGCUGCCUGGCAGUUGCGCUGUUCAGCCCAGACCAGUGGAAGCUUUACUUUGCUAGAGCAAUGUCGGCAGCCUACUCGUACAACCGCGAGCUGUUUGCUAACCUGUGCAUGCUCCUCUUUCGUGGAAAAGUGACUGACAGUACAUUCACAGGAGAAGUAAACGUGGACAUUAAUCCUAGUCAUUGCACGCUUUUCGAUGAACUGGAUGUAGCUACUUACGUGGAAGCUAAAAGCUUUGUUUGUCCACAUUUGUGCCAGAGCCUUUGGUCUAUGUUGAGCAAGUUGAUAACUGACACCAAUACAGCUGUGGAUCCCAGUAGGGAGGUGUUGUUGCUAUAUCUUUGUGAUGCACUUGUAGAUGUGUGUGAUCGGUUAGACUCGGCGAGUGUACGCAGCUCUUUGGUGCAGGGUAUUUCCUCACUGGUGUUGUCCCCCACCGUUGCCUGCUUGGAGCACAUGACCCAUAGACUUGCUGCAGCUGAGAAGAAUUUGCUUCUCUGGAGAUCAGAACUGCAAAUGAAGAGGACCUCCGGGACGGCGGGGGAUGAAAGUAAAGAUGACUUGUCGAUAUUGGAAGAAGAAGUUGAGUUGUGCAAAGCAUGCCUACUCGAAUUUAGUGCAGCUGCUCCAAACUGCAUAUUUCCGAAACAGAUGCAAGUGCUGAGGCGUCUUAUGCACUUUCUUCAUAAAGUGGAUGACGAGAGCACUAAUGAACUAAAGACAAGAUUCGAAACUUGGGUACAACUUGUUUCAAAUGUGUGACAUAUGUUUUUUUUUUCUUGUUAUGGCAAUGAAAAGCAAAAGUAAAAUGCUUGGUUUGUGAAAG